AUGCGACCAGUACUCAGGGCCUUGCGGGCGCUGCCCGCCCGAGCCCCUUGUCGGCCCUGGAUCUCGCCUCACCAGAGCAUUCUAGCUCGGGGUACUCGAUUAAAUAGUUCCAAUGCAGGCGCAGAGAAGACGAAAGAGCAAAGUAGCUCCUCGAGCUCAGAGUCUUCAACAGGUGCUCCCCCAUUGCCAUUCUGGACGCCGACGAAGGCUCUCCUCGUCUCCGCGUUUGCUGCGGGGUUGGGAUACGGAUACGCUUCAUACGGCCAGGAACUAGCACAGGCGUCUAAGAAGCCGCAGUAUGGCUCAACUAAGGAUUUCGCAAAGGCCAUCAGCGAACUAAGAACUAAACUAGGCGAUGACGCGGUCAGCACCGAAGAAGACGAACUCCAACUACACGGAUACUCAGAAUGGUCCAGUCUUAAUGCAGAGCGGUUACCCGUCGCGAUUGCCUACCCCAAGACCACCGAAGAAGUGUCUGAGAUCGCCAAGAUCUGCAACAAGUACCGUAUGCCCAUGAUCCCCUACUCAGGCGGAUCGAGUCUAGAAGCCAAUUUCUCCGCGCCGCAUGGUGGACUGACCAUCGACUUCGCGUUUAUGAAUAAAGUCCUGGAUAUCCACCCGGACGACAUGGACGUCGUGGUGCAGCCGUCGAUCCAGUGGAUGGAUCUGAAUGAGCAGAUCAAGGAGACGGGCUUGUUCUUUCCCGUUGACCCGGGUCCUUCUGCUAUGAUUGGUGGUAUGGUUGGUACGAAUUGCAGUGGUACCAAUGCUGUUCGGUAUGGUACUAUGAAGGACUGGGUGAUCAAUCUCACUGUUGUGUUGGCCGAUGGGCGGAUUAUCAAGACGCGGAAACGUCCCCGCAAAACCUCUGCUGGGUAUAACCUAACUGGGUUGUUUGUUGGGUCCGAGGGUACCCUGGGGAUUGUGACUGAAGCUACUUUGAAGCUCGCUCCGAUUCCUGAACAGACUCGUGUUGGUGUGGUUGCGUUCCCGACUAUUCGGGAUGCUGCUUCGACUGCUAUGCAACUGAUCCGGACGGGUGUGUCCGUCCAGUGUAUGGAGAUCAUGGAUGAUGUUCAGAUGGAUGUUAUCAACCGUGCUGGUGGAACCGGUCGUUCAUGGAAGGUCUCGCCAACGCUUUUCUUCAAAUUCUCUGGAACUACUGCAGGUGUGCAGGAUAGUAUUAACCUGACCACGAAGCUUGCGCAGAACAACAAUGCUGAGUCGUUUGAAUUUGCCCGCGAUGACCGCGAGGCCCAUGAUUUGUGGUCAGCACGGAAACAGUCCCUGUGGAGUAUGAUGGCACUGCGGAAAGAGGGAUCGGAGGUGUGGUCAACAGAUGUGGCAGUGCCCAUUUCUAGACUGCCUGAUAUCAUCGAAAUCUCCAAAAAGGAACUUGUCGAUCUCGGACUUUUCGCCAGUAUUCUUGGUCAUAUUGGUGACGGCAACUUCCACUCGAGCAUUAUGUAUAACCGAAAUGAUCCUGCUGAGAGGGAGCGAGUCGAGAAGGUAGUAUACGAUAUGGUUGACCGUGGGCUGGACAUGGAGGGCUCGUGCACGGGUGAACACGGUGUUGGACUGGGCAAGAAGGGAUCACUAAAGAAGGAACUCGGGCUGGAGACGAUCAAUGUUAUGCGCAGUGUCAAGCGGUCAUUAGAUCCAAACUGGCUCUUGAACCCUGGCAAGAUUUUUGACCACUCUGAUGAUGUCCCUGGUCCGGGUCAUUAA
Messenger RNA from Penicillium canescens, 1728 nucleotides. RefSeq lists its product as uncharacterized. The coding region runs from base 1 to 1728 and encodes 575 amino acids. The record is from RefSeq and is a predicted model, not a curated record. Gene Ontology annotation, molecular function: D-lactate dehydrogenase (NAD+) activity; D-lactate dehydrogenase (cytochrome) activity; FAD binding. The transcript has 4 exons. Gene Ontology annotation, cellular component: mitochondrion. Lineage: Eukaryota; Fungi; Ascomycota; Eurotiomycetes; Eurotiales; Aspergillaceae. Gene Ontology annotation, biological process: lactate catabolic process.